This is a messenger RNA of Polistes dominula (European paper wasp), 4051 nucleotides long. RefSeq names its product DNA replication helicase/nuclease 2 (gene Dna2). Gene Ontology annotation, biological process: replication fork reversal. The record is from RefSeq and is a predicted model, not a curated record. Gene Ontology annotation, cellular component: cytoplasm. Gene Ontology annotation, molecular function: single-stranded DNA helicase activity; 5'-flap endonuclease activity. NCBI's taxonomy places the organism in Eukaryota, Metazoa, Arthropoda, Insecta, Hymenoptera, Vespidae.
UUUUUCCCGCCUUUAAUUCGGGUUAGAAUCAAACAUAUGAUUUUGGCGACACUAGCAAGAUCUAUCGGCAAAAAUAGUAAUUAAAUUCUUUAUAGUUGAAAUGUUUUUUUUUUUUUUUUUAUAGUUUAUGAAUCGUAACAAAUAAUUGGCGGCAAAAGUGAUGAGAGGCAAAAAUUGUUGUAAUAAAGUACAUUUUGUAUUAUGUUUAUAAAAUAAUUGUACGCUAGUCAUAAUAAUAAYUAAUUAAUAAUGAAGAAAUCAAAUAUAACUCAAAAAAAGCCUUCGAAGAAUACAAAUGCGUCAGAGAAAAAUCAGAAAAAGAUUCAUUCAUUUUUUACCAAAACUCCUGAAUCUCAAGAAAAGAAGGAUGAUACAAAGAAAGAUGUGAUUGUAGUUACAGAAAUUAAAAACAAUACUUCCAUAAAUCACAAUAUUAAUAAAAAACGAAAAAGAUCUGAGAGUUUAGAUUUUGAAUCAAAUAUAAAAAUGAAGAAUAUUCGUUAUGGUGAUGUCAAAGGAUCACUUUUUGACAAUAGUCUCAAAAUUACCGACACGAAAAAAGAAAACAGCAAAAUGUCUGAGAAUUGUGCUAAUGAUUCUUUAAAUAUAUGUGAUGAAACAAUUAAAGAAUUGGAUAAUUCUUUGCUUGAAAGUCUUACCGAUGACUUAACUAUCAUCGAUGAUGAAGAAACUACACCAAGUAAUAGUAAAAAUACAAUAAAAGUCACUGAUAACAAAUCUCAAUGUAAUCAAAGUUUAGAUAUGGUUGAAUUAAAUCAAAUGUUCAACGACAUGAACAAUUGUGAAGAGUUGAAUGCAGAUGAUUUUAAUGAAAUAUUUGAUACCGAAUGGAAUUUAGAUUCACAGAUAAAUCUUCAUUCAUUGGAACGAUGUGAAGUCAUAAAUUUGGAAAAGAAUUUCAAUUCUAUGAUGUUAAAAGUACAACACACUGAAUUGAAAAGUUUUGGUACUGUUACUUGUUUAGGAUAUUGGAAGGAUUUACAAAUUAACGAAGGAGACAUUGUGGUGAUACAAGCAAAGAAAGAAUCACAGAACUGGGUUGUUGAUAAUGAUUAUGGUUACAUUGUAAUAAAACCUGACGUAUUGGUUUCUAGUACGACUAUUGUUGGUGGUCUUUAUUGUAACAGGCGAGCAGUGUUGAGUGAAAAGUUUGGAAGAAUAGAAUCUUUACCAUAUUUCAUCUCUAAUCAGAUGCCAUUGCUUAUUGGAAAGAUAGUUCAUAUGCUUUUACAAAAAAGUAUUGUUGAAAAUAUUUAUAAAAUAGAUGAUAUUAGAAAAAUGGCGGAAAUUGAAUUAAAAUCUAAAGAUACAAUUUAUAUGUUGUACGGUUCUGAAUCUACGUUUGAAAAAUGUCAAGAAGAAGUAUUAUCAUAUGUACCACAAAUAUCGGAAUUUAUUCAACAUUAUGUACACGAUAUACAGCAGAAAGCAAUAAGUAACGACAAAGAUAACUUCAAAGGUACAAUUUCUGAGGUACACGACAUUGAAGAAAAUAUUUGGUUACCAAAAUUAGGAUUAAAGGGAAAAAUCGAUGUUACGGUUGAAGUUAAACUUCAUUCUCGUAAGAAACAAAUAAUGCCGAUAGAAAUAAAAACAGGAAGACCAUCUUUUUCGUUGGAACAUAGGGGUCAAGUUAUCUUAUAUAUCAUGAUGAUGGCUUUUAUGGGUCAAGAAACCGAUAGCGGAUUAUUAUUAUAUCUUAAAAAUAAUAAGAUGCGUGAAAUAACUUGUGGUCGUGCAGAAAAGAGAGAUUUAAUUUUAUUAAGGAAUACUCUGGUUGAUUAUUUUACCAAAACGAGAAAUAUAAUCUUCUCUGAUGAUUUGGAAGAUUUAUUGAAGAAUAAUAUGCCAUUACCAGAACCUAUUAAUAAUUAUACAAGUUGUCAAAGAUGUCCUUACAAUAAUUUAUGCUGUGCUUACUUAAAAAAGGACGAUACUUUAAAAUUAUCCGAAUCACAUGGAUUAAUUAAACUCAGUAAAGAAAUUUUAAAUGUAUUUGAAGAUAAACAUAUAGAUUUUAUCUUCAAGUGGGUAUCUAUUUUACAAAUGGAAGAAAAUAUACAAGCUGAACAAUAUAAUAUGAAAGAUAUAUGGACAUUAACACCAGAGAAAAGAGAACUGAAAGGAAAUUGUAUUAGCAAUUUAAAAGUUAUUGGUAAAGUUGUACCACAAUAUGAUAGAUUUAAACAUAUCUUUGUUCGUACCGACAGUCAAACUAUCAUCAAUGAAAAUAUUUCUACUGAAUUUGUAGAAAAUGAAUACGUUAUUGUUAGUACGGAUACACGAAUAAAUAUAUCAUCAGGUUUUAUAAUGAAAAUAAAUAAAAAUGCUAUUACUCUUCUUUUAAACAGUAAUAUUACAAAACGUAACAUGAUUGGAAAUUUUCAUAUUGAUAAAUAUAAUUCCAUUACUUCUUUAUCGUCAACAUUAUUUUCAAAUAUUGGAGGUUUGUUGUACGACAAUAUAAUAUGUGGAAGAUUACGAAGCAUCGUUAUAGACAAAAAACCAGCAACAUUUUUAACAAAAUUACCUCGUUCAGUUAUCUUCAAAUCAGCAACAGUAUUACAACAUUUAAAUGAAAUACAACAAAGAGCAAUACUUAAGUGUCUAGCUGCUAACGAAUACGUUUUAAUAAAAGGCAUGCCGGGUACAGGAAAAACUGAAACAAUUGUAACAUUGAUUGAAGUUUUAUAUAAAUUAGGUACCUCAAUAAUUGUAACAUCGCAUACUCAUAGUGCGAUAGAUAACAUUUUGUUGAAAUUGGUGAAUAAAAAUAUCGAUUUUAUACGAUUGGGAUCAUCUUAUUCGGUAAAUCCAUUAUUAAAAAAUAAAAGUGAAGAAUAUUUAACAUCUGAGUGUAAAACCAUUGAAGAAUUGGAUUCGGUGUACUCAAAUAAGAAAAUUGUAGGAGUUACUUGUUACGGUUCUAAUCAUGUAUUCUUUGAACAAAGAACAUUUGACGUGUGUAUAGUUGAUGAAAGUACUCAAGUAACUCAACCAGCAAUAUUAGGUCCAUUGUACAACGCUAAUAAAUUUAUUUUGGUUGGAGAUCCUAAUCAAUUACCGCCAGUUAUUAGAAGUAAAACGGCUAAAAAUCUUGGAGCAGAUAUAUCACUUUUUGAAAAAUUGGAUUCAGAAAACAAUACCAUUUCUUUAAUGUUACAAUAUAGAAUGAACAAAACUAUUAUGAAUUUGAUAAACAAAUUAACGUACAAUGAUCAAUUAAAAGCAGGAAAUGAAACAAUAGAAAAUGCAACCUUUGUAUCACCCAAUACAAAAAUACCAUCGUCGAAUGAAAGAUGGGUAAAAACGGUAUUAUCACCAGCAUUGGAUGAUUCUGUGAUUAUUUUAAAUACUGGUUGUAUUAGUGAAAUGACUAUUGAUUUUAUUGAUAAAAAAGAUAACAUUAAGACUGAUCAAACUUGUACUAAUAUUUGGGAGGCAGCUUUAAUUUUGUAUUUGCUGAAAACUUUAUUUCAGAUUGGUAUAGAAUGCAAACAAAUUGGUAUUAUAGCACCGUACAAAGCGCAAGUUAUGUUUAUUAGAAGUUUAGUAGAUUCAGAAAUAGAAAUAAAUACGGUCGAUCAAUAUCAAGGACGCGAUAAAGAUAUUAUUUUCUAUUCGUGUACGAAAAGUGUUUCAAAAAAAUUAGACAAAGUUCAGGAUACUGGAAUAUUGGAAGAUCACAGACGUUUAACCGUAGCUGUUACACGUGCAAAACAUAAAUUAAUUAUUAUUGCGGAUAAAGAUACUAUGAGUCAAUAUACACCGUUUAAACAAUGUUUUAAUAUAGUUGAAGAAAAAAAUGUGAUCAACAUAAAGGAUGAUUAUUACGAUUUUGCAUGGGAACCGGUCAUUAAUACGUUAAAAAACAAUAUGUCUUUACAAUCGAAUGAAUGAAUGAAUUAUACAAUUGAAUGUGAACAAAAAAUGGCAUGAUUUAUAGAAUGUAAUUGAAAAGUGAUAUAUUAAUAUUUUUUUAUAUUAUAUUUAUACAACAUGUUUGUGUGAUUAUACAAAAAUUGUAUUA